AUGUCGGUGUCGACUGCGCAGGGCCGGCUGCUUGAGGGCGACGAGGCCACGGCUGCGUCGCCGCCGCCCCAUGCCCGGGCGCCGCCGUCGUCGCGGUACAAGGGCGUGGUGCCGCAGCCCAACGGGCGGUGGGGCGCGCAGAUCUACGAGCGCCACGCGCGCGUCUGGCUCGGCACGUUCGCGGACGAGGCGGCAGCCGCGCGCGCCUACGACGUGGCCGCGCUCCGCUUCCGCGGCCGCGGCGCCGCCGCCAACUUCCCGGGCCCCGCCGACGCGGCCGAGAUGGCGUUCCUCGCCGCGCGGCCCAAGGCCGAGGUCGUCGACAUGCUACGGAAGCACACCUACGACGACGAGCUCCGGCAGGAGCUGCGGUCCGGCGGCAGCGGCGGUGACCGCUCCUCCCUGGGUCUGGUGGUACUCCCCCGGGUGGCGCUGUUCGAGAAGGCGGUGACGCCGAGCGACGUCGGCCGGCUCAACCGGCUGGUGGUGCCGAAGCUCCACGCCGAGAAGCACUUCCCGCCGCUCCAGGAGGGCGCCGCCGCCGACGCGGCUCCCGUGCUGCUCGCCUUCGAGGACGUCGGCGUCGGCGACGGGAAGGUGUGGCGGUUCCGGUACUCGUACUGGACCAGCAGCCAGAGCUACGUGCUCAGCCGGGGCUGGAGCCGCUUCGUCAGGGAGAAGGGCCUUGCCGCCGGUGACACCGUCGCGUUCUCGCAGGCGCGAUCACCUACGGCGAGACUAUGGAUGUGA
This is a messenger RNA of Miscanthus lutarioriparius, 750 nucleotides long. The record is from the annotation of a GenBank genome assembly. NCBI's taxonomy places the organism in Eukaryota, Viridiplantae, Streptophyta, Magnoliopsida, Poales, Poaceae.